GUGUGGUUAGCGUGCUUUAAAGCUUGUGUCUUAGAAAAAGGGUCAGUGAAAUAAAUUUGAGUUUGAUGCUGUUGAGCAGGAUUGUAUCUGUAUCAAGAAGAAGAACACACUGCUGAAGAUGAAGACUUACUUUGUCCUUUUACAUGUUUUUGUUUUCCUUCUCAUGUUUGAUUAUGGGAUGUUCUCCACAUCAUCAUCAUCACCGUCCUCACAGGAGUCCCCAACAGCAAGCAACAAUAUUUCCACUAACAUCACCAUGACAACAGCAGAAUCAAUAACUGAAACUGAGCCCAAUGGGGCAAACAACAUGACCCGUGAUAACACAACCUCAUCUGACUCUGGUGAUGAGGACGAUAACUACAAUACAACAUCUGUAACAAAUACACAGCCAAACAUUUCCUUGCCAAUACAUCCACCAGGGGUGACAAAUCCCAGUCUGGAGACCAGCAAAGACAAUUCAGGACAUUUUACAGGAGGUGUCAUCAUUCUGAUCUUCAUCCUGAUCCUUAUCAUUCUUCUUCUUGGCAUUUUGUAUGUCCUGAGGAGGAAGGGAAGGAGUUAUUCGUUUGACUUGACUCGCACCGACGCCUGUGCCAAUGAAUACGAUACACCGCUCCGAGAGCAACAAGUGAUAAGCUAUGAACCUAAAGACAAAGAUUUGCCUGUGUGUCUGGACUAUAUGCAGGAUGAUAAAUGCCAGGAAAAGACCAGCCCGAUACUCAACGGUUGUGCCAAUGAGAGAACUGAACAAAGAGCUGCGCUGGAGAGCGCAGAUCCGAAUCUUCCAGAAGAGAACAGCUUCGCCUCAAGCCCCAGUCUGACUCCACCCAUAAGGAAAGUCGAGUUCAGCCUGGAUCUGGAUAUGAUCAGCGGAGAGUUUGAGCUGAACAGUCCGACUUCCGCUGACGCUUGUGACGCAUCUCUAAAUGAAAACAACAACAACAUCUUUCAUGCUGGACGGGGACCGGCCGAAGAGAUCUUUACUGAAAUCAGUCUGGAUGAGCCAAAAGAACAAGUGUAGCGUUGCCUUAUCCAGCUCGUCGUUUGCCUGAUCCGCAGUUGCUUUAGAUUAAAGCUUCUGCUAGUUGAAGAAAUGUAAAAGACUUGACAUUUACGCGCACACCACGUGUCAACGGGCAUCCAUAUAUCAAUAUAAAUGAAAGAUGUAGUGUGUAAUAUUUUCGUGUUAAAUUACAUUAGCCACAAUUACAUAUGCAGAGAUGACGAUUGUAGAUUGAUUGGACUGUAUUUGUUGGCCCAAGAACACACAUCUGCUUUAAUUAAGUAUGAAGAUUGUAUAUUGUACAUAACUUAAUGGAUAUACAGUACAUGGUAUUUGAUUAAUGUUCUUAAAAAAACAUUUGUUAGUAUAAAAUAUGUUGCAAUUAAACAUGACUUGAAUAUGAAGCGUGAUGUUCUGUGUGGU
This is a messenger RNA of Triplophysa rosa, 1426 nucleotides long. RefSeq lists its product as uncharacterized. The record is from RefSeq and is a predicted model, not a curated record. NCBI's taxonomy places the organism in Eukaryota, Metazoa, Chordata, Actinopteri, Cypriniformes, Nemacheilidae. Bases 119 to 1021 code for a protein of 300 amino acids. The transcript has 8 exons.